This is a messenger RNA of Neomonachus schauinslandi (Hawaiian monk seal), 2229 nucleotides long. It is a transcript of the gene ABCD2, whose product is annotated as ATP binding cassette subfamily D member 2. NCBI's taxonomy places the organism in Eukaryota, Metazoa, Chordata, Mammalia, Carnivora, Phocidae. Gene Ontology annotation, molecular function: ATP binding; ATP hydrolysis activity; ABC-type transporter activity. The coding region runs from base 1 to 2229 and encodes 742 amino acids. Gene Ontology annotation, cellular component: peroxisomal membrane. The record is from RefSeq and is a predicted model, not a curated record. The transcript is spliced from 10 exons. Gene Ontology annotation, biological process: peroxisome organization; very long-chain fatty acid catabolic process; fatty acid beta-oxidation.
AUGACAAAUAUGCUAAAUGCAGCAGCUGAUCGGGUGAAAUGGACCAGAUCGAGUGCUGCUAAAAGGGCUGCCUGCCUGGUGGCUGCCGCAUAUGCUCUGAAAACACUCUAUCCCAUCAUUGGCAAGCGUUUAAAGCAAUCUCGCCACAGGAAGAAAAAAGAAGCAGUUUAUCCGGCCGCAGAGAACAGAGAAAUACUGCAUUGCACCGAGAACACUUGUAAAAAACCUUGUCCUGGAGUGAAUGCAGAUUUUUUCAAACAGCUACUAGAACUUCGGAAAAUUCUCUUUCCAAAACUUGUGACCACUGAAACAGGCUGGCUCUGCCUCCACUCGGUGGCUCUAAUCUCAAGAACCUUUCUGUCUAUCUAUGUGGCUGGUCUGGAUGGAAAAAUCGUGAAAAGCAUUGUGGAAAAGAAGCCUCGGACUUUCAUCAUCAAAUUAACUAAGUGGCUUAUGAUUGCCAUCCCUGCCACCUUUGUUAACAGUGCAAUCAGGUACCUGGAGUGCAAAUUGGCGUUGGCCUUCAGAACUCGCCUGGUGGACCAUGCCUAUGAAACCUAUUUUACAAAUCAGACUUAUUAUAAGGUGAUCAAUAUGGAUGGGAGGCUGGCAAACCCUGACCAAUCUCUUACUGAGGAUAUUAUGAUGUUCUCCCAGUCUGUGGCUCACUUAUAUUCCAAUCUGACCAAACCUAUUUUAGAUGUAAUCCUGACCUCCUAUACGCUGAUCCAGACUGCUACCUCCCGAGGAGCGAGCCCAAUUGGGCCCACCUUAUUAGCAGGACUUGUGGUAUAUGCCACCGCUAAAGUUUUGAAAGCCUGCUCUCCCAAAUUUGGUAAAUUGGUGGCUGAAGAAGCUCACAGAAAAGGCUAUUUGCGGUAUGUGCACUCCAGAAUUAUAGCCAAUGUCGAAGAAAUUGCCUUUUACAGAGGACAUAAGGUAGAAAUGAAGCAACUCCAGAAAAGUUACAAAGCUUUAGCAGAUCAGAUGAACCUCAUUUUAUCCAAACGUUUGUGGUACAUCAUGAUAGAGCAAUUCUUGAUGAAGUAUGUUUGGAGCAGCAGUGGACUAAUUAUGGUGGCUGUACCUAUUAUCACUGCAACUGGCUUUGCAGAUGGUGAUCUAGAAGAUGGCCAAAAGCAAGCUAUGGUUAGUGAACGGACAGAAGCCUUUACCACCGCUCGAAAUUUAUUGGCCUCUGGAGCCGAUGCUAUUGAACGGAUCAUGUCUUCCUACAAAGAGAUCACAGAAUUAGCGGGCUAUACUGCUCGAGUGUACAAUAUGUUUUGGGUCUUUGAUGAAGUGAAAAGAGGCAUUUAUAAGAGAGCUACUCUCAUGCAAGAGUCUGAAAGCCACAGCAAGAAUGGAGCUGACGUAGAAUUACCCCUCAGUGACGCACUGGAGAUCAAAGGAAGAGUUAUUGAUGUGGAUCAUGGAAUUAUUUGUGAAAAUGUUCCCAUAAUUACACCAACGGGGGAAGUGGUGGCUUCCAGGCUAAACUUCAAAGUACAAGAAGGAAUGCAUCUUUUGAUAACUGGUCCUAAUGGUUGUGGGAAAAGUUCUCUCUUCAGAAUUUUAAGUGGGCUCUGGCCUGUGUAUGAAGGAGUCCUCUAUAAACCACCUCCCCAACAUAUGUUCUAUAUUCCACAAAGGCCAUACAUGUCUCUUGGAAGUCUUCGUGAUCAAGUCAUCUAUCCUGAUUCAGUGGAUGACAUGCAUGAUAAAGGCUGUACAGACCACGAUCUGGAAUGUAUUCUACACAAUGUCCACCUCUAUCACAUAGUUCAAAGAGAAGGAGGAUGGGAUGCUGUUAUGGACUGGAAAGAUGUUCUGUCAGGAGGGGAAAAGCAAAGAAUGGGCAUGGCUCGCAUGUUUUAUCACAGACCAAAAUACGCAUUGCUAGAUGAAUGUACCAGUGCUGUCAGCAUUGAUGUUGAAGGAAAGAUAUUUCAGGCUGCAAAAGGAGCUGGAAUUUCCUUACUAUCUAUAACACACAGGCCUUCUCUGUGGAAAUACCACACUCAUUUAUUACAGUUUGAUGGUGAAGGAGGUUGGCGCUUUGAACAAUUGGAUACUGCUAUCCGUUUAACACUGAGUGAAGAAAAACAAAAGCUAGAAUCUCAGCUAGCUGGAAUUCCCAAAAUGCAACAGAGACUCAAUGAACUAUGUAAAAUUUUGGGAGAAGACUCAGUGCUGAAAACAAUAAAAAAUGAAGAUGAGACAUCCUAA